This is a messenger RNA of Cokeromyces recurvatus, 388 nucleotides long. RefSeq lists its product as uncharacterized. Lineage: Eukaryota; Fungi; Mucoromycota; Mucoromycetes; Mucorales; Mucoraceae. The coding region runs from base 80 to 265 and encodes 61 amino acids. The record is from RefSeq and is a predicted model, not a curated record. The transcript has a single exon.
AAACUUGGCUGGACAGAUAUUAGUAAAAUAUCAAGAUUAUUUUAAACUCAUUUAUUAUGAUCAUGCUCAGUAUAGUGCAAUGAACGUCGCUGCUAAAGAUAGCAUGGCUGACAAUGAGUUGGAAGAAACAGAAGACAACCUUGUCAACUUGAUACUUGAAAAGGGAAGACUUUUAGCUAGUUCAAAUAAAGUACGACUGUUACUCUCACGUUCAAAUUACUGGCUUCAUUCACAGUUUAUAGGUGGAGGGUUGCCUUGUACCUGAAGCUGCAAAGAAGGCAAAUAUUCCUCGUAUCACAGCCUAUAGAACGAGGAAUGAAUUUAACGAAAGUGGUGGUAAAGAACUUCCUGGAUUAAAAAAAAACCAAAAAAAAAAAAAAAAAAAAAA